Molecule: messenger RNA, 579 nt
Organism: Blepharisma stoltei
Lineage: Eukaryota; Ciliophora; Heterotrichea; Heterotrichida; Blepharismidae
Source: the annotation of a GenBank genome assembly
AUGGAAUCAGCAGCAGAUCCAGAAAUUAAAAACCUUGAAGAACCUCUUCCAGGCGUCCCCAAUGAUGAAAAAAUGAUGAAACUAAUGGUCCAAAUCAGAAUGAUUCUAGCUUUAAAAUAUGCUAAAACAGACAAUCAGCCUUCAGAAGUUUUGGAAAAUCUUUAUAUAGGUAGUGUUGGAGCUGCCAUGUGUAAGAAAAAUCUUAAAGAUCUAGGUAUCACUCACAUUUUAAUUGUAGCUGAUCAGCUUGCCCCUGCGUUUCCAGAGGAAUUUAUUUAUAAGCAAAUCAAUAUUCUGGAUUCUCCUGAUUCAAAUAUCAUUGAUACUUUUACUGAUGCUUUUCAAUUUAUCGACCAAGGACGAGCUCAAGGUAAAGUUCUUGUUCACUGGUAAACGCUAUUUAGCUUUGCAGGCAAAAGUCGAUCUGGGACUAUCUGUAUUGGAUAUGUGAUGAAAGAAAGAAAUUGCUCUUUGCUUGAUGCCUUUAGAUAUGUUAGAGAAAAAAGAGAUGCAGUUUUGCCUAACACAGGAUUUAUGAAUCAGUUGAAGCGAUAUGAAAGUGUUCUUAAUCCUAAUUAA